AUGUCCGCGGGAAGUUUUUCAGCGUUGAUUGUGUUGCAAGAUUUUGCGCUGCGUGUCCCACUAGAAUGGUUGGUGAGGAUUUUAGUACUGACUAGCAUGAUGUUGCAGCUUGUUCUGGUUGUUCUGGGUGCACGCAGAUAUCUUAGUUCAAGUGGCCUUUUGCGUUUUAUGGUUUGGGGAGCCUACAUUUCUGUGGACGCCGUGGCCAUUUCUGCACUUGGGACCAUGAUGCACAGCGAUCGGAGAGAGAUGUAUGGAAUAUGGGCUCCAUUGUUACUCAUGCAUUUGGGAGGACCAGAUGCUAUAACUGCCCAUUCCAUGGCUGACAAUGAGCUCUGGUUGAGACAUGGAUUCAAUAUGGUUUAUCAAGUCUGCAUGGCAGUGUAUGUCAUAUAUGCAUCAUCACUGAAAGGCUACCCAUUAGCUGCUGCUAUUCUUCUGCUGCUUGUAGGAUUUAUUAAGCAUGCAGAAAGAACGCUUGCUUUGAGGUAUGGUAAUUAUCUUCGAAUUGCCAUAUCAAAUCUGUCAAUUUCUAAAUAUAUGGAGAUAAAAGGUGUUGCAGAAAAGUGGAAGUAUGUUGUUAUGGGAGAGGAUCAAGUGGAGAGAAUGAUAGAAAAGGAGCAGGUCUCCUCUUCACGGAAAGGAAGAGAGAAAAAAGAAGAGUCAGAGAUUUCAAAAAUAGUAACUAUUGAGGAUAUUAGAGAUAGAGACUACGAUCUGUGUGUUUCCCAUGCGUUGUUCAAAAUGUAUAAGCGGAGGUUUGGGAGUUUGUAUUUUGUUGAAGGGGAUUGGAAAGAGACCAGAGCUUUUUGGGUUAACCGUAGUGAAGGAAAGGCAUUCAAAAUUGUAGAGAUGGAGUUAAAAUUCAUGUACGAUGCUCUAUUCUCCAAGUACAGCAACCCAUGGUUCACUAAGUGGGGAAUGGUUCUGCGCUUUCUCAACAUUACUCUAAUGGGAGCGGCAGGGUAUCUGAUUUUGGGGGAGAAAGAAACCAGACAAGCACAGAGGAUGGUGACAUACGUUGUGAUUUCAGUAGCGUUUGUGGUUGAGCUCUUGCAGACAUGGCGAGUUGUAGUUUCCGACUGGACCAGGGUCCACUUAAGUUGUGCUUAUGUUGUGGGAUCUAGGCGCCGAGAAAGCCAUAUUGUUGAGUGGUGCAGAUUGAAGGUGAUAAAGAUUACUAUGGAUGUGCUAGACAAGUUUGAGGAUAUUGUUGGAGGAAAUAGAUACUUGAGCAAGGUAGUUGGAGGAAACAGAUACUGGAGCAAUCAAGUUCUGCAACACUGCCUGACAGAGACUUGGCUUAAUAGAUCUCCUCUAAUGUGCAAGAUGGCUGGACUUUUCCCGAAGCCAGGCAGUUUUAUUGUAAACUGGUACAUCAAAGUAAGGCAUACCCACAGCGUGCCUGUCGAAGAUAAUCUCAAAAGGCUCAUUUUUGAAAUCCUCAAAGAGACAUGUUCAGAGAAGUAUAGUACUGAAGAAUGCAAAGAGAAUGUUUACAACUUUGAGAAGAAUCUGUUUCGAGGAGAAUCUGAAAUCCUGAAGUUUUUCGAGUCGCAUAGCAAUCUGGAGGAGGUCAUUCUGAUGUGGCAUAUAGCUACCACUUUAUGUGACUGGCAGAAUGAGAAUGAGAUAGAAUUGUCCCAACAGAAUGGGACAGAGAAAGAAUUGCUGCAACAGAAUGUUAAGUUGAGUAGAAUACUGUCGAAGUACUGUGCAUAUCUGCUGCUGUCACGCCCAAAUCUUUUGCCUGUCCGCCCCAAGGUGGCAAGGAUUGUAUACAUGCAAGUUGUGAACCAACUUCUCGACACAGUUACCUUGGGCAGUAUUCUUGAGAAAAAUCCUGAAGAUCUGUUAGGCUGCAAUGAUGAUCUGUUAGGCUCCGGGGCAAAACUAGCUCACCAGCUGCUGAAGAAACAAAAAGGUGAUAUGUGGAAGUUAUUGGCGGAGUAUUGGGGUAAGUUGGUAAUAUACAUAGCGGUGUACAAUAAGGCAAUAUUUCAUGCAGAGUGCUUGGCUGCUGGAGGAGAAUUUCUGAGUCUAGUGUGGGUUUUAUUGGGUCAUAUGGGAUGUGGAGAACAGUCUGACUCCGCUGUAAUCAAGAAAGUAGAGAUGCUGUCGGAUAAGGUUUUUGCAGAAGCCGAGAGGAGUACUGCACAAGAUCCAGCUGCAACGGAGAAGACUGAGAGUGAUCUUGAAAACGAAUCAACUGUAACGAAGAAGAUUUCAGGUGGUUCUGAAAUUGAAUUAGCCGAACCGAAUUAG
Messenger RNA from Cryptomeria japonica (Japanese cedar), 2265 nucleotides. RefSeq lists its product as uncharacterized. The transcript has a single exon. The record is from RefSeq and is a predicted model, not a curated record. Lineage: Eukaryota; Viridiplantae; Streptophyta; Pinopsida; Cupressales; Cupressaceae. Bases 1 to 2265 code for a protein of 754 amino acids.